CUGCCUUCAAACAUUGCAAACUGUAUAGAGUAGGGAGAAGAGAAAUGGAGGGAGGCGACAAGUGGAAGAUACUCUUCUUUGGAGGAACAGGCUACAUUGGCAAGUACAUGGUUAGGGCAAGUGUUGCACUCGGGCAUCCCACUACCGUGUAUGCUCGACCGCUCUCUUCUGACAGCAUUCCGCCGACUAACUUGCAUCUGCGCGACGAGUUAGAAGCCAUCGGCGUCACUAUUGUCGAAGGAGAACUUGAGGAGCAUGAGAAGAUGGUGUCAGCAAUGAGGGAAGCAGAUGUCGUCAUCUCUGCCCUGCCUUAUCCCCUCGUCCCUGCCCAGCUCAAAAUCAUCCAAGCCAUCAAACAUGCAGGAAACAUUAAGAGGUUCCUUCCAUCAGACUUUGGAGUCGAGGAAGAUAGGAUUACAGCGCUUCCCCCGUUCCAAGCAUUCCUAGACAAGAAGAAAUGUAUCAGACGGGCAACGGAAGCAGCUGGCAUUCCAUACACUUAUGUUUCGGCGAAUUGCUUCGGAGCUUAUUUCAUUAAUUAUCUUCUCCAUCCAUCAGAGCAGAGGAAUGACGUUCUCAUCUUUGGAACUGGUGAUGGAAAGGUUGUGCUUAAUUAUGAAGAAGAUAUCGCCAGAUAUACGAUCAAAGUGGCAUGCGACCCUAGAGCAUGCAAUCGAGUUGUGAUAUACCGGCUUCCAAAGAAUAUUUUGUCGCAGAUUGAAUUGACAUCACUGUGGGAGAAGAAGACAGGCCGGACACUCGAGCGAGUUCACAUCCCAGAGGAAGAAAUUGUGAAGCUCUCUCAAACCUUGCCGGAUCCACAGAACAUACCGCUGUCAAUUAUUCACUCCGUGUUUGUGAAAGGCGAUCUCAUGAGCUACGAGCUAAAGGAAGAUGAUAUAGAGGUUUCAAGGCUAUACCCGGAUAUGGACUACACGUCAAUUGACCAGCUGCUCGAUAUAUUUCUCACCGGGAACCCUCCUCCUCCUGCUUGUGCUGCUUUUGCUUGAACUAUAUAUCUCGGUCGUCUGGAUUUAUCUUCCUUUAUGUACACUCCUUGCAUGAAUAAUAUGUGAUAUUGCAUCUUCCAGGUUUACAGGACAGCAGAGAUUAUAUCUAACAAUAUCUUAUGUGAAUUGGUGUCAACAUAAUGUCGUUUUUAAACCA
Messenger RNA from Punica granatum (pomegranate), 1167 nucleotides. Lineage: Eukaryota; Viridiplantae; Streptophyta; Magnoliopsida; Myrtales; Lythraceae. The record is from RefSeq and is a predicted model, not a curated record.